Molecule: messenger RNA, 1333 nt
Organism: Seminavis robusta
Lineage: Eukaryota; Bacillariophyta; Bacillariophyceae; Naviculales; Naviculaceae
Source: the annotation of a GenBank genome assembly
CAACCCGUUGCUUCCAUCCGCUCACAAAUUGGAUUUCAACAAACCAAAAACUCAAUUAACAAGAAACAAGCAAGCAAACAAACAAAUACUUACCAUGUUCCUUUAUCGCCCACGCCGUUCCCUUUUCCACCACUCUCAGCUUCGUCAUCCAUCGUUCGCCUGGACGUUGGCUCAUCCUGAGGAGUUUGGAAGAAUGAAGAGUUGUCAUGGCCACAAGACCGGACCAUGUGACGAAUCUCCCGCAGGAAGGGAUCCCUCGGUCUUAUCCAGCAGCUACAUGCAAGUCACGGAAGAGGCUGAACGAUUCCUCUUGUAUACUGAUCUGCCUGGAGUCAAGGCUGAAGACUUGACUGUGGAAGUAUCUAGUCAGGGCGUCCUCCGCGUACAUGGUGAACGCAAGCGAGGACGAGGCGAAGAAAGCAUCAAGUUCGAUCGUCAAUUCAUGAUGGAUGAAAAGCUCGUUGAGCCUUCUCAAAUCACGGCACGUUUCACGGAUGGGAGCCUCGAGAUUGUGGCUCCCAAGAGGCAACCCACCAAACCUUGCCGUGUCGCUGUGGUCGCCGGUUCGGCCCCUGUCGCAGGCAAUGAUGACAACAAUACCAUCCGAAGCUUUGAAGUAGAUGUUCCUGGAGUCAAGAUUGACCUUCUCAAGGUUGAAGUAGACGACGAUGGCAAGCUCGACAUUGUGGGAGAACGCAAGCGUGGAAGCCGAGUCGCUCCCAUUGAACGCACCUUCACCCUCGAUACGAGUGUUGUUGACACCGCAGAGCUAGAAGCAUUCCUCGCAGAUGGCGUUCUUACUAUUCGUGUGCCCGUCAAGGCUCCACGUGAAAAUCGCGUAGUCCCUGUCGCUGUGGGUGACGAUGGGAAGGAUCAUGAACUGGAAGAAGCAAGUGAAAAGGCUCCCCAGGACGCAGAAACUACUCUUCAUGACAACAGUGCCAGUGACGACGAAUCAGUUGCAUCAGAGGAAUCGGAUGCAUCAGAGGCAUCAGUUGCAUCAGAGGUAUCAGUUGCAUCAGUUGCAUCGGAGGCAUCAGUUGCAUCAGUUGCAUCGGAGGCAUCAGAGGAAUCAGUUGCAUCGGAGGCAUCAGUUGCAUCGGAGAAAUCAGAGGAAUCAGUUGCAUCGGAGGCAUCAGUUGCAUCAGUUGCAUCAGUUGCAUCAGUUGCAUCGGAGAAAUCAGUUGCAUCGGAGGCAUCAGUUGCAUCAGUUGCAUCAGUUGCAUCAGUUGCAUCGGAGAAAUCAGAGGAAUCAGUUGCAUCAGAGGAAUCAGAGGAUAGUGAUUCGGAGUUUGAGGUUGUGCCAGAGACGGUGACGGAGGAUGAUGAGUAA